Messenger RNA from Juglans regia (Persian walnut), 1437 nucleotides. RefSeq lists its product as uncharacterized. NCBI's taxonomy places the organism in Eukaryota, Viridiplantae, Streptophyta, Magnoliopsida, Fagales, Juglandaceae. The transcript is spliced from 2 exons. The coding region runs from base 709 to 1338 and encodes 209 amino acids. The record is from RefSeq and is a predicted model, not a curated record.
AUUAUGAAAUCAAUGAGAAUGACAAGGGUGAAGAGGAAUUAGCACCUGAUACAAGAAAGCGAAGAGGAUCAGAGAAACCAAACUUUAAACCGGGUUCGAAUCAAAACGGUGCAAAAAGAAGAAGAGGAGAUUCGAAGCGUCGGCGGAGGGGUUUCUAGAGGACCGACGAUAUCCGAGUGUGCGGACGAAAAUACCCCUAGUAUUGGUGGAGCUUUUGCUCCCUAUCUCUAUCGUAGAGAAGUUGUUUUUCUUGUUUUGUUGACGAAAUAUGUUCCUAUCUCUAGUUCCAACGCAACCAAUUUGUACCUCACGGACCCACCGUCUUGACUCUUCACCUCGCAGAACUACUCCUCGGCCUCUUCACUUCGCACCUCAACGUCGGCUUCUUCAUCGGAAAGACCCACCAGGAUGUUGCUUGCAAUGAGAAUUCGCUCCAGACACUAAUUCCAGUAGACAGAUUCUUGUUGCGUUAUUGCCUCCAAAUAUUUUGCUUGUUGCUUUUCAGAUGCUGAAUUGUGCAAUUUGAUGAAGAUCGAUUGUAGUAAAUAUUGGAAGGCUAAUUCUUUAUGGGUAAAAUCAAAGCAACCUUGAGCCCCCUGAGAACUACAUGUUACCUUGUUCAUUUAUCAUGUGCCCUGUAACCAGUUAUAUAUAGAGGCAGGCUAAGUUUUAUGUUUACCUGAAGAACAUUAGUAGCAAAGCAAAGUGAUGGAUGUGGAAGGAAAAGCUUUGAAAGCAGGUGGUUCGAGUUCAAGUCCAGGUCUGGGUUCAUCUGGGAAGCGCAGAAAGACUUGUUGUUUGGCGGUGAUCGGCACUACUGUCGGCAUCGUAAUAUUAAUUGUCAUAUUGGCUUUCACGGUAUUCAAGGCCAAGCGUCCCGUGACAACGUUCGACGACGUAGGCAUCAAAGACCUCGACUUGUCUCUCGACAUUGCCAGGCUCACCGUGGACUUGAACGUCACUCUCGAUGUCGAUGUUUCCGUCAAGAACCCCAACAAGGUCGGCUUCAAGUAUUCCAACUCCACCGCCCUCCUCAACUACAGAGGCGAGCUCGUCGGUGAAGUCCCACUUCUCGCUGGUGAUAUAUCUGCCGGCGAAACCAAGCACAUGAACCUGUUGCUCACCAUCAUGGCCGACCGCUUGCUUUCCAACACUGAGAUUUACUCCGAUGUCACCUCCGGUGUCCUGCCCCUCAACACCUACAUCAGACUUUCUGGGAAAGUCAAGAUUUUUUUGUUUAGAAUACACGCCGUAUCAUCCUCAUCUUGUGAUUUCAACAUCUACAUCUCCAAUCGAACUAUCGACAAUCAAGGCUGCAAGUAUAAGACAAAACUUUAAAUAUAACUAGUAAAUACUCUUUUUGUUUCGUCCUUAUAAUGUAAUUUGAUUCAGAAUCUUGUUUCGUCCUUCAUUUUAUAUUUCACUCCACUAUUUUCA